UGAAAAACCCUAAAUCCUAAUCCCUCUUCUCUCAGUAUAUAAUCAGAUAGAGUAGUGGCGAUCGACGGACGCGAAUUUUGCCUCCCAAUUGUCUCCUUUCAGCUCUGAGGUCAUUAUUGAUUGGUUAAUUCGCAUUUAGCCAUGUCUACCAGUGAACUCGCGUGCGCGUACGCCGCCCUGGCUCUUCACGAUGAUGGAAUCGCAAUCACUGCGGAAAAGAUUGCAGCCGUUGUAGCAGCUGCGGGGCUCUGUGUGGAAUCUUACUGGCCUAGCUUGUUUGCUAAAUUGGCCGAGAAGAGGAACAUUGGGGACCUUCUUCUUAAUGUUGGCUGUGGAGGUGGCGCUGCGGCUUCUGUGGCUGUAGCUGCUCCUACCGCCAGUGCUGCUGCCGCUCCUGCCAUCGAGGAAAAGAGGGAGGAGCCAAAGGAGGAGAGCGAUGAUGACAUGGGAUUCAGCUUAUUCGAUUAAGAGGCUUUCUUUAUUUUGUAGGAUUUUAACAGGAAACUAUUUGGGUGGCUAGCUUAAUUUUGAUUUUUCGCUACUAAUUUAUCUCAAGAUUUGUCUCUUUAAUUGGGAGUUUUGAGUUUUGAUUUGCCUUCAAUGUACCGGUAACUGCAUAUUUUCAUUCUUUUUUCUUAAUUACUCCACAUUGCAAUGAGAUCAAAAUUUAUGAGAGGAGUUAUUUGGUUAAACCCGGGAACCACGUUUCUCGGUUGCAA
Messenger RNA from Cucumis sativus (cucumber), 719 nucleotides. Its product is annotated as 60S acidic ribosomal protein P1. The transcript has 3 exons. Gene Ontology annotation, cellular component: ribosome; cytosolic large ribosomal subunit. Bases 142 to 468 code for a protein of 108 amino acids. Gene Ontology annotation, biological process: translational elongation; cytoplasmic translation. The record is from RefSeq and is a predicted model, not a curated record. NCBI's taxonomy places the organism in Eukaryota, Viridiplantae, Streptophyta, Magnoliopsida, Cucurbitales, Cucurbitaceae. Gene Ontology annotation, molecular function: structural constituent of ribosome; ribonucleoprotein complex binding; protein kinase activator activity.